GAAGAAUAUCCAGAUAGGGGAGAUGAAUUCUGUCAGGAAUAUUUUGCUUUUAUAAUACGUUAUAUGAAUGAAGACAUUAUUGAGAAUUUGGAACCAAUGAACAUAUGUGGGUUUUUAUACCAGAAUGAAUGCCUUGAAGAUACCGAUUUGACGGCAGUUAAAUCAGUAGAUUGUAGUGAAGGAAAGUAUAAGGCAUCUCAAGAACUGUUUUUCAGAAUGCAAAGAAGAAGGAAGAAUAACUGGCCAGUUUUGUUUAUGGAAGCUUUAAAACAUUCAGGAGAAGAAGCUGUUAAAGCUAAGAUGGACCCUGCAGCGACAGAAGAGGAUAUAGUUCCAACUGAAAUUAAUUAUCUGGCUGACAAAAAUUCUGUUCCUUUGUACCUCAAGUUAUUGGAGUCAGGAUCUGAGAAAAAAAGGGACAUUCGUUUAGUUACUGUUGGAAUGAAAGAAGCUGGAAAAACUUCGCUACUAAAGAGACUAUUUGGAGAAGAAAUAAGUAUGAUAAGAGAGGUGGCCAGUACUAAUGGGAUCGAGAUUCAUAAAAUAACAUGUAAAGCAAACUUGGAUGAUGGCAUAUGGAUUAAGUUAGAUGGUAGCAAUGAAGAAGCUGACCUUCAUGCAAGACUGUUAAAACCAUAUCAGGAAAAAGUUAAGAGCUUGAGCGAAAAAAACAUUGAAUCCUCAGUAGAAGUAGCACCCCAUGAAGCCGCUCAUAACACAUCAAUAAAAAACGUUUAUGAAUCAAAAGAAUCCGAAGUACCAAUUUUGCAGCCAAUUCCUAAUUUUACACUUCCUGUAGCCACGGAAUCUCAGGUUACACCUAUUGCCACCACAUCUCAUGAACUACAUCCAAAUCUAUUAUUGGAACAAGCAUAUAGAGAUAUUGAACCCAUGUUAAAAUCAGAAGUUGAUCUACAUGACAAAGAGAAUUAUGCCACCUUAUUGUUGUGGGAUUCUGCAGGAGAUGAAGAAUUUUACCACACACAUCAAACUUUUUUGUCUCCAGAUGCAAUUUAUCUAGUUGUUACAAAACUCAAUGAGGCUGAUGAAAAAGAGGCACAAGAUUUUUUCCGGUUAUGGAUAGACUCAAUACAUUGCUACAGCAGACUUGAAGAGGGCAAACAAAAAUGUGGUGAAAACAUGAGUGCGUCUGAUGGUCUUGACCCACCAGUAGUUAUUGUUGGUACUUGGAAAGAUGCUGUGACUUCAGAGCCAGAAGAGACUGAAGACGCAUGCAGAGAGAACAUUUUGAUGUAUACUGAAAAUAUUGCUGAAGAUGAACGCGGACAUAUAAGGAAUGAAGUGUUCAUUUCCAAUACAGAAGAUGAUAACUGUGUAUUCCAGAAAAUACGACAAGACAUCUUGAAGUUAGCCAGAACGAUGAGAACAUGGAAUAUAGACUAUCCUUUGAAAUUUAUGCAACUGGAAAAAAGUCUUCAAGAGAAGAAGAAGGAGAUACCAAUUAUUGCCUUUCAGGAACUUAAGCACAUCUCUACAGAAACAUCAAUGCCAUUGAAUGAUGAGGAACUAAUUUUGUUUUUGAAAUUUCAGCACGAAAUCAGAGCUUUGGUUUAUUUUCAAGAUCUUCCAGAUUAUAUUAUUUUAGAUACGCAAUGGUUGUCUAAUGCUUUUAAAUGCAUAGUGACUGCAAAGAAAUUUCGAGCUGUAAGCAUCAAGAAUAAAAAAAGAUGGAAAGAAUUUCAUUCUAAAGGAAAAUUACAUAGUAUGGUUUGGGAAGAUAUAUUAAGAAAAGAAGAAAACAUUUUGUACAAACACAAGGACCAUAUCUUGAAUGGAAUGGAGAAAUUUGAUAUAAUUAUACGUCCAAUCAAAUCAGAUAGAUAUCCUGCCGAUGAAAGAAUGUGUUAUUAUGUACCUUGCAUGAUAAAAGCAAAACCAGGUUGUGACAUUUAUGAAAUGUUUAAUGUGGCAGAAGAUACCUGUAAAAAGUCCACUUGGAUAUGUUUUAAAUUUAGGUUUUUGCCACCACAUCUAAUGAAUCAUUUGAUUGCUUCACUGUGUCGGGAGUAUGAAGUUUCAGAAGUGGGUGUCACCGAACAGGGUAAAACACAAGCAGAAAGGGUAAUUGCUCUUUUCAAAGGGACUGCUGUCUUCGAGUUAGAGAAGAUAACAAAACUAAGUAAAUUACUUAUAACAGCAUGUCCAAAUUUUAUUCAGAUGCAGAUCUUAGAAUUUGGUAGGAGAGCUAUUAUAAAGAGAGGUAUGUACAAACACAUUGCCGACUUUGUGACAGAGGAAAUAAACAAAAUUAUAAGUACAAGAUUUAGGAUGACCAAUAUGAAUUGCAGAAUCCAGAAUAUUACUGUGAGACAUGUACAAGAACGCACAUGCUCAUUGGUGAAUGGUCAGAUGUACAAAGUAAUACACAAUGCGUAAGUGAAUUGUUCAAAUAUAUGAGACAUUAAUGUAAUUGCCUCUUCUAGAAAUUUAAAAUGAACACAAUGCAUGUAAACUCAGAGGCAAAGGGGUUUUAAGAUAAGGAAUUAAAAAAAUAUAUACCAAAGAAAUU
Molecule: messenger RNA, 2530 nt
Organism: Mytilus californianus (California mussel)
Lineage: Eukaryota; Metazoa; Mollusca; Bivalvia; Mytilida; Mytilidae
Exons: 5
Coding region: 64-2397 (777 amino acids)
Source: RefSeq, a predicted model, not a curated record